AUGGGUCUACAACAUUUGUUUAUGAUUCUUUUUCUCUUUGGAUUUGCAAAAUCACAACCUACUAUACACCCUUUUAACCAUACUGAUUUACAAGCAGCAAUAGGUGACAUGAGAGCAAGAUCUUUCUAUGGAUUUGCAAUGCUUUUGCAGAUGCUAAAUGGAACAUCACAACCAAGUAGGGAGUUAACUUAUUUAAUGCCGGGUGAUAGAGAAUUAUCUGCUUCAGCUAUGUCAGCUGAUGAAAUUGAAGAUUUUUUAUUAAGUCAUGCAAUUCUUAUGCCUUUGUAUUUCAAUGAUUUAUCUCAUUUUCCAACUGGUACACUUGUUCCUUCAGGAAUGGAUUCUAGAAUGAUUAGGAUUCAUAACCGUGGGAGAGGAGAUUACUUUGUUAAUAAUGCGCAAAUUGUUUCGGUUAAUGUUUGUUUGAACUCUGUCAUCAAAUGUCAUGGAGUUGAUGCAAUAAUUGAAUAUGAUUAA
Messenger RNA from Lathyrus oleraceus (garden pea), 477 nucleotides. RefSeq lists its product as uncharacterized. Bases 1 to 477 code for a protein of 158 amino acids. The record is from RefSeq and is a predicted model, not a curated record. The transcript has a single exon. NCBI's taxonomy places the organism in Eukaryota, Viridiplantae, Streptophyta, Magnoliopsida, Fabales, Fabaceae.